AUUAUAUACCUGCCACUUUCUUCCUCUUUCUUUGCUCUGGACCAAGUUGCUCUUUGCAGCUGCGCGCGAACAUUGAGCUUCCCCAGCCGAGCUUCGUCAUAGCUGCGUGCACUCCCCAGCUCCCACGGUCAACCAUGGCCUCUAUUCUGCGCACAGCAGGUCGCGCCCGGCCUGCUCUCGCUGGCUCCAUUGCCCGGCCGACUUCACGGAUCGCGCCAAUUGCCCUCCAACGGCGCUAUGCCUCCGCCGCUGCCAACGCCGUGGCCUCCGCGAACGGAGAGCAGCCAUUCUUCCCAGACGAGCCCACCGAGCCAAUUGUGCAAUGCCCGAUUCCAGGACCGGAGAGCCAGCGCGCAAUCGAGAGAUUGAGCAAGGUGUUCGACACGCGGAGCUUGAACAUGAUGGCGAACUACCAGCGGAGCUAUGGCAACUACAUUGCUGAUCUCGACGGAAACGUACUCCUCGAUGUAUACGCCCAAAUCGCCUCGAUCCCGGUGGGCUACAACAAUCCUACCCUGCUGCUCGCAGCGACCUCUCCCGAGAUGGCUUCUGCCCUCAUCAACCGCCCCGCCCUUGGAAACUUUCCCCAGCACGACUGGGCCGACAUCCUCGAGACCGGUAUUCUUUCCGUCGCACCGAAGGGCCUGAACCAGGUCUUUACUGGCCAAUCCGGUUCCGACGCGAACGAGCUAGCAUACAAGGCAGCGUUCAUGUGGAAGCGCCAGCACCAGCGAGGAGGCUCGCAUGUCGACUUCACGGACCACGAGAUCAGCUCGGCCAUGACGAACCAGUCACCUGGCGCACCACAGCUCUCCAUUCUCUCCUUCAAAUCUGCCUUUCACGGUCGCCUCUUUGGCAGUCUAUCAACCACCCGCUCUAAGCCCAUCCACAAACUCGACAUUCCUGCUUUCGACUGGCCGCAAGCGCCCUUUCCUUCCCUCAAGUACCCUUUUGAUCAAUAUGCUGCUGAGAACGCUGCCGAAGAAAAGCGCUGCCUCGACGAAACCGAGCGCCUGAUCAAAGAAUGGCACGCGCCUCCCGCCGCUGUGGUCGUUGAGCCCAUCCAGUCCGAGGGCGGUGAUAACCACGCCUCACCCAACUUCUUCCGCGGCCUCCGCGAGCUCACCAAGAAGCACGAUAUCCUCUUCAUCGUCGACGAGGUGCAGACGGGCGUGGGCGCAACCGGCAAGUUCUGGGCGCAUGAGCACUGGGGUCUUGAGACACCGCCGGACAUCGUCACAUUCUCGAAGAAGGCACAGACCGCAGGCUACUACUUCGGCAACAGCGAGCUCCGCCCCAACAAACCCUACCGCCAAUUCAACACCUGGAUGGGCGACCCAGCGCGCGCUAUCCUCUUCCGCGCCAUCAUUCAGGAGAUCAAGCGUCUCGAUCUCGUGCAGAACACUGCGGUUACUGGUAGCUACCUGUACGACGGUCUGCGGCGGCUGUCCGACCAAUAUCCGAAUGAGGUCCAGAAUCUCCGUGGCCAGGGCCAGGGCACGUUUAUUGCGUGGGAUAGCCCGAGAAGGGACGAGGUGCUCAAGAAGGCGAAGACGGUAGGCCUUAAUAUUGGAGGCAGUGGCGAGUCGGCGGUUCGGCUGAGGCCUAUGCUCAUCUUCCAGAAGCACCACGCAGAUCUUUUGCUGGAGCGGUUGGAGAGGAUUUUUAAGUCGUAGAUGGGCAAGGGUAAGGAACAGCCAUUCGGAAGGGAAGACCACAUGAUGAGGAGAUGCGAGAUCAGAGAAAUGCAAGACGAUGCAGAGGCUACCGGCAAUCUCAAUGGAAGAAAGGCGAGGCUUCUUUUCCCUGGAUACACGCGGAACCUUUGGCACAGAUUACGGGGAGCUGUUUUUCUCUAUUAGCUAGCUGGCG
Messenger RNA from Trematosphaeria pertusa, 1872 nucleotides. Its product is annotated as 4-aminobutyrate aminotransferase. The transcript is spliced from 2 exons. The record is from RefSeq and is a predicted model, not a curated record. Gene Ontology annotation, molecular function: pyridoxal phosphate binding. Bases 135 to 1676 code for a protein of 513 amino acids. Lineage: Eukaryota; Fungi; Ascomycota; Dothideomycetes; Pleosporales; Trematosphaeriaceae. Gene Ontology annotation, biological process: GABA catabolic process. Gene Ontology annotation, cellular component: mitochondrion.